Molecule: messenger RNA, 1485 nt
Organism: Fusarium proliferatum ET1
Lineage: Eukaryota; Fungi; Ascomycota; Sordariomycetes; Hypocreales; Nectriaceae
Exons: 1
Coding region: 1-1485 (494 amino acids)
Molecular function (GO): acetylglucosaminyltransferase activity
Source: RefSeq, a predicted model, not a curated record
AUGAUUUCUCGAAAUCGCUCCGGUCGGCGCAGAAGUGCUGCUCUAGCCUUUAUCGCCAUCGCUGUUCUCGUCCUCAACUACACAGGCCUCUUGUCAUUGCCGUUCAGCUUCGAGGAACCCCCACAACCCGAUCGCCCAGAUUUUGAUCUUGCACCACCAUGUGCCCCAACUCUCGAUCAUUUACGACGCUCCUCAUACGGCCUAACGAGGGACGUCAUUUACCAAAAACGCUGCAUCCGCCCCGUUAUAGACAAGAAGCUUGAUAGCCAAGUUGUGUCGCAGAACCCGGAUGCCUUGAUCAAGAGCGGCCAAAUCGUUCAACUUGACCAGGCUUGUGAAGGAUGGACCGAAUCGACUUGCGAACCAGUCACUCUUAGGGUGCCUCCGCCGUACCCUCAGCAGGACUACUCUGGAUUUUUGUUCGGUGUUGCGACAAAUCUUGAUCGAUUGAAUGAAUCCAUGUCACAAUUUGAGAGUUGGCUCGGCAAUACACAUGCGCAAUUACUUGCGAUUAUCACCGAUCCCGGCGACGAGUCCAAGUAUAAACAAGUCACUGAGCAGUUUCGUCAGCGCGGGAUCGAACUCAGCAUCAAGGAUCCAUGGAACAAGGCCAUCACCUCCAACGAGCAGCACUUUGCAAUCGUCCGCGAUCUUCUAGCGCACGUUACCCCAAAGACACAGUGGACUGCUAUAGUCGACGACGACACCUUCUUUCCUUCCCUUUAUCCCAUGAGUAAGAUUCUAGGCAAAUACGACCACAAGCUUCCAGCAUAUGUGGGUGGGUUGUCGGAGAAUUAUGAUGCGGUCAAGCACCAUGGCUACAUGGCUUUUGGAGGAGCAGGAAUCUUCCUCAGCCCGGCCCUGCUUCGCGAGCUUGACCCUCAUCUGGAGGAAUGCCUCAAAGUUGACCAUGUGCCUCAAGGCGAUGGUCUUCUCAAGCAAUGCAUCUACAGCAAGACCAAGACGAAGCUAACCGUUGUAAAAGGGCUUCAUCAGCUGGAUAUGGGUGGAGAUAUGAGCGGUUUCUAUGAGUCCGGUCGUCUGCCAAUGAGUUUACAUCACUGGAAGUCAUGGCACCAAGCCCCUGUUGACAAGAUGGUCAAGAUCUCCGAAUUUUGUGGAAGUUGUUUCCUGCAACGCUUCGCUUUUGGCUCCGACACUGUCUUGACAAACGGAUACAGUAUAGUCCAAUACUCUGCAGGCUUGGAGAGCGUGGACUUGAACAAGAUGGAAGGAAGCUGGGAGGGCGCUGAAGGGUUUGACUGGAGUCUGAGCCCCAUGAGAUCCAAGAUGGAUCGACGCUUGAAGAAGAGCUAUCAUUUAGUCGACACCGAAGUGGUUGGCAAGAAUAUCCGACAAAUUUACAUUCACCGUCUCGAGGAUGACAUCCCCGGCCCGGACGAGAAGUCGAAAGACCUCAAGAAGACGCCACCCAAGGUAGAGGAGAUGAAGGAUGAGGUGAUAGAAUUGUUGUGGGAAUUAUGA